This is a messenger RNA of Eimeria necatrix, 477 nucleotides long. RefSeq lists its product as hypothetical. NCBI's taxonomy places the organism in Eukaryota, Apicomplexa, Conoidasida, Eucoccidiorida, Eimeriidae. Gene Ontology annotation, cellular component: nucleus. Gene Ontology annotation, molecular function: transcription cis-regulatory region binding. The record is from RefSeq and is a predicted model, not a curated record. The transcript is spliced from 2 exons. Gene Ontology annotation, biological process: regulation of transcription by RNA polymerase II. The coding region runs from base 1 to 477 and encodes 158 amino acids.
AUGCGGGUGAGGGCCGGCUGGGGGCCCUCAGGGGGUACUGUGGCGCCUUCGGUGUGGCCCAAGACUUUGAUGCGGGCUUGGGUGCUGCUGAGGUCUUCGGGCUCUUGCUGGAAGCCCAGCAGCUCGUCAGCAGCAGCAGCAGCAGCAGCAGCAGCAGCAGCAGCAGCAGCAGCAGCAGCAGCAGCAGCAGCAGCAGAAUCAGCAAGCAGCAGCAGCAGCAGCAGCAGCAGCAGCAGCAGCAGCAGCAGCAGCAGCAGCAGCAGCAGCAGCAGGGAAGGUGGUUUUCAGGCGGAGAAGGGAGGGCUAAAGAAGUGGAGGAAGGGGUUCCAGGGGCAGAAGAGCCAAAGGCAGCAGCAGCAGCAGCAGCAGCAGCGGCAGCAGCAGCAGCAGCAGCAGCAGCAGCAACAGCGAGUGCUGCUGCUCCGGCUGCAGCAGUCGCUGCUGCAGCCACAGCCGCUGUUGCUGCUGCAGCUUUAG